Molecule: messenger RNA, 2334 nt
Organism: Trifolium pratense (red clover)
Lineage: Eukaryota; Viridiplantae; Streptophyta; Magnoliopsida; Fabales; Fabaceae
Product: two-component response regulator-like APRR2
Exons: 12
Coding region: 364-2019 (551 amino acids)
Biological process (GO): phosphorelay signal transduction system; positive regulation of DNA-templated transcription
Cellular component (GO): nucleus
Molecular function (GO): DNA-binding transcription factor activity; transcription cis-regulatory region binding
Source: RefSeq, a predicted model, not a curated record
AAGACUAUGAAAAAUGAGGGGGCAAAUUUGGAAUAUAAUGGUUGAAUUAAGUGGGAGAAUGGUUGAUUGGUUACUUUUUUCUGCAUAUUUUGUGGUUCUCUCAAAUUGAAUGUGACUGUUCAGAAGUCACAGACACACACCCUUCAACGACUGCACUUAAACCUCUCUUCUCCCUCCUCCUCUCUCUCUCUCUCUCUCUCUCUGCAUUUUCUUUUACUAUCAAUCAAUGAAGUAAGUAAAAUACUAAGGAAGAUCAAAACUUUACCAAGACGAAUUCGUGGGCCAUUUUCUUUUCAGCCAAGGUAUUAUUAAUCUUCAGAAGAAUAGAUUGGUAUUGAUCUGAAAAAGGAUGCCAAACCAGCUAUGGUUUGCACUGCCAAUGAUUUACAAGGAUGGAAAGAUUUUCCAAAGGGACUUAGGGUUCUUCUACUUCAAGGAGACAACAAUUCUGCUUCUGAAAUAAGAGCAAAGCUUGAAUCUAUGGACUAUAAUGUUUCUACCUUCUACAAUGAGAAUGAAGCCCUGUCAGCGAUAUCAAGUAGUUCCAAAGAUUUCCAUGUUGCCGUAGUGGAGGUGAGUAUAAGCUGCCCUCAUGGAGGUUUCAAAUUUCUUGAGAAUGCGAAGGACUUGCCAACCAUUAUGACUUCAAACAGUCGGUGCAUAAACACCAUGAUGAAGUGCAUUGCGCUUGGCGCAGUUGAGUUCCUCACUAAACCACUCUCUGAGGACAAACUGAAAAAUAUUUGGCAGCAUGUGGUUCACAAGGCAUUCAAUGCUGAGUCAAGUGCUAUGUCUGAAUCACUAAAACCUGUCAAAGAAUCGGUAGAAUCUAUGUUGCAGCUCGAAACAGACAACAAACUACAUGAGAGUACAAUAUUGAUAGAUUUAGAGAACGUGUCCAAGUCUAGUGAUGAUGAACACGAGCAUUCCGCGGCAAGUGAUAAAUAUCCGGCUCCUUCGACCCCUCAGUUAAAACAAGGUGCGAGAUUAGUAGACGAUGGCGAUUGCCAUGAGCAGACUAAUUGCUCAAUAGAAAAAGAAAGUGGGGAGCACGACGGUGGUGAAUGUAAAUUUGUCGAAACUUCAUGUGAGAAUGUGAACGCAGAGAGUUCUCCUCAACCAACGAAACCUCUGAUUAAGGAGGAAGAUGAUUUUGCCAAUGGUUCGAAGGGUGAGAGUAGUGUUUUAACGAAUCCACAAAGUAAAAAGUUACUCGGCGACACUGGUGUUAAUGCAUCUCCAAAUGAAACAAGUGGUCCUAAGGAUUCAUGUGAGAUUAAAGCUAAUCGGAAGAAGAUGAAAGUAGACUGGACACCUGAGCUGCACAAAAAAUUCGUGAAGGCAGUCGAACAACUAGGUAUUGAUCAAGCCAUUCCUUCUCGUAUAUUGGAGUUAAUGAAAGUCGAGGGCUUGACAAGGCAUAAUGUGGCAAGCCAUCUUCAGAAAUAUAGAAUGCACAAGAGACAGAUCAUGCACACAGACGAAGAUAAAAAAUGGCCAAAACAAAGAGAUACAAUGCAAAGGAACUAUUGUAUGCAAAGACCAAUCAUGGCUUAUCCACCAUAUCAUUCUAAUCACACCUAUCCUCCAGCUCCUGUAUAUCCUAUGUGGGGACAACCUGGAAGUCAAACAGCCGGUGUACCGAUUUGGGCUCCGCCUGGUUAUCCUCUAUGGCAACAACCUACAGAAAGUUGGCAUUGGAAUCCUUAUCCGGGGGUGCAUGUAGAUGCAUGGGGUAACCCAAUGUUGCCACUUCCUCAACCUCCUUGUGUACCCUACACUCAAAAUAUAACUGGGUUGCAUAAUGCUAAAGCAGUGGAUUAUAGAUUUGGCAUGCCUCAAAAUUCCUUUGACCAUUAUCCGGCAGAGGAAAUGGUGGACAAGGUUGUGAAGGAGGCAAUAACCAAACCAUGGCUACCAUUACCAAUAGGCCUCAAACCUCCUUCAAUGGAUAGUGUUUUGGAUGAACUUACUAAACAAGGCAUCCCUUUUAGCAAGAGCAAGGCCUCUAAACACUGAUGAUGACGUGUACAUGACCUAAAUGGGUCCCACCAAAACAUCAGUUACUUUUAUUGGUGGUUGUGGAGAGACAACCUGGCUGGCAGACACACAUGGGCCAAUGCCAUGUGGACUUUUGUAAUAAUCUUGUAUCUCAAAUUUAUCAUGAGUGAGGUUCCAACAACCAACUACAGUGGUAGAUUAGAUUAGUUUAGAAUCAUUUCUGGAAAACUUGGGACCAUUUAUUUUUCCCUUGUGGUCCCCACCAUAACACGGAUAGCUUAUGUAGCUUCUUGGCAAUGACAUAAUAAGAUGAUGCAUGAUGCAUUCAUGGCA